Messenger RNA from Carassius carassius (crucian carp), 922 nucleotides. RefSeq names its product cAMP-responsive element modulator-like. NCBI's taxonomy places the organism in Eukaryota, Metazoa, Chordata, Actinopteri, Cypriniformes, Cyprinidae. Gene Ontology annotation, molecular function: RNA polymerase II cis-regulatory region sequence-specific DNA binding; DNA-binding transcription factor activity, RNA polymerase II-specific. The transcript is spliced from 3 exons. Bases 65 to 316 code for a protein of 83 amino acids. Gene Ontology annotation, cellular component: nucleus; transcription regulator complex. Gene Ontology annotation, biological process: regulation of transcription by RNA polymerase II. The record is from RefSeq and is a predicted model, not a curated record.
UGCAUGCUGACUGCAGAGAGAGACAGACAAGAUUUCAGUUCACUAUAGAUGGCUGUGACUGGAGAUGAAACAGAAUCAGGCGAUGGACGGCUCACCCAGUUCUCUGCCCAGCCCUCAGCAGCUGACCGAGGAAGCAUCACGCAAGAGGGAACUCCGACUUAUGAAAAACAGGGAGGCUGCCCGGGAAUGUCGACGGAAGAAGAAAGAAUAUGUCAGAUGUCUCGAGAACCGAGUUGCCGUGCUUGAAAAACAAAACAAGAUGCUUAUUGAAGAACUCAAGGCUCUUAAAGCACUAUACUGUCACAAAACUGAAUAACAACAGUCCACUGCAAACCAAAACACGGAAGACUAUACCGUUUACAGUUUUUUCACCUAAUGUCUAGCCACAUCGUGUAAUAAUCGGAAAAGGUGCAUGGUCUGUGACGUCCCAUGUGCGAAUGAUGUGUGCAUGUGUGUACACCGGAGGCCUAAGUGCUAUAGAGCCAGUCAGUGUGGUGUGUUGCCCGUGUUACUUCUGCUUUUUGCAGGAGGGUGGCAAAAGAGUACAGACGCAGGGAGAAGGACUAUGUACGGAGCUCAGAGAUGGGCAUCGCCAUCACUGAAAACCAGAAGCAGAAAAUGACAGAAGAGCUAGUCUAAGGCUAAGGCAAAUGUGCACUGAAAAGUCUGAUUCAUUUUAGUGGCACAAUAGACUGCUGCCAUCUGAUUUUGAUUCUGUAAAAUAUUGUUGUCAUAUGUGUGUUUUGUAUCUUCUGUGAAAAUUUAACAAUAGACCAGCACUGCCUUUGCUCAUUAGGCUCUUUGGAAGAUUUUAUAUGCACAAUUGGAUUUAAUAUUUCAAAUAUUUACUGUCAGACUAUCUACUUUAAAGAUAUAUUUACUUUAAUAUCAAAGGAUUGCUUAUAUGAGUAAUUCACAAACA